Molecule: messenger RNA, 559 nt
Organism: Formica exsecta
Lineage: Eukaryota; Metazoa; Arthropoda; Insecta; Hymenoptera; Formicidae
Exons: 2
Source: RefSeq, a predicted model, not a curated record
GCAAACAUAGAUAAGCGCGUUCUCACGAAAUUAUCAGUCAAACUUUUAUGUAUUUCUGACAUCUCCUUUUUUUCUUUCCCAGGCAACAAUGAACGGACCAGUUUAUGCGUCAUCCUGUCCCGCAUUGCAAUCGAAUCUCUCGCUGCACAGCUCAUCCUAUUAUAGUGAGUAUAGCGGCACUACGCGAAGACGAUUAUCUUCGACAGGAGAGGCGGACACUUCCGCCACAUCGAGUUACGAGGGUAGCGACAGCUCCGAAAACAGCGAUGAGUCGCGUCUCGAUCCCGUCAAUCAAAUGGAACGAGAACAACUCGAGACUUUCUUUCGCGGAUUAAAAUCGCAGGUAUUCGUCUGCGAGUCGCUGGCGAACUUAUAUCUCGGCAGCGCCUCUCAGACAGAGAGGUGGGAGCUUCGUUUCACCGGGAUACCCGUGGUGGUUCUCGAUCUUGGCGAGACACGGUCAAGAUCUAAGAGACGGAUUCAAAUUUUAUUAGCAGAACGCGGUACUUGCUUCACUCUCUGGCGCGAGACUAUUGACAACCUCUCAUCAUACAAGGUA